CCACGCGCCGAUCCUCGGUUCCCGGCACGAUGACUCAGCCCAGCCCACCCCGAGCCGCCCCUCCUCGCCCCUUUGCUGACGUCCCCCCCUCCCCCCCCCAACGCGCUGAGCUCAUGGCCGCGCCUCGCUCCAACUUCCGGCCACGCCCACUCGCCUUCGUGACGUCACGGGAGCGCCCCACUAGAAAAGCACCGCGGCUCAACGCUGCCCGGCAGUUCCGCUCUUCGUCUUCUAUCGCCAUGGCUGCUGCUACAGCUGGCCCAGCUCCGGAGCCGCUGCGUCAGGGCCCUUUUUGCGGUCAGCCUCCCUCCGAGCCGUCCCCGGAGCCCCCGCUGCCUCCUCGCUCCCCGUGGUGCCCGCCGUCCCCGGAGCUGGGCCGCCUCCUGCGCUCCCUCAGCGCUCCGAGCGGUCGCUCCGUGCCCCCUCCUCCCGGUUUCUCUCCUCGGCUCCGCGGGGCUCCUCCCGGCCUGACCCGCCCGCAGCCCUCCGACACCGCAUUGCUGGCUUUGGCGGCGCUGACUUUGGGCACGGAUCCGCCCGGGACCGUCCCGGUGCCGUUCCCGUCUCGCAGAUCGGCUCAGCUCUCCUCUCUCGGCCUGGCGCUUCUGUCUCCGACGUCGAACGAAUCGUCCCAGCUGUCACCGUCGCUUUCACCUCCUCAAUCUCCGUUCAGCUUCUCCUUGUCACCGCCCUCCUCGCCGCCGUCCCCGCUCUACAAGACCGAACUGUGCCGCCCUUUUACCGCUACCGGCCGUUGCCGCUAUGGUGCCCGCUGUCAGUUUGCCCACGGCCCCGAGGAGCUGCGGGGGCUCCGCCGCCACCCCAAGUACCGCACGCAGCCGUGCAGCACCUUCCAGCGCUGCGGGACGUGCCCGUAUGGCUCCCGCUGCCACUUCCUGCAUGGCCCCGCACCGGCGGAGGGAAACACGAGCAGCCCGGGCAGCCCCCACCGCCUCCCAGUGUUUGACCGUAUCUCAGUGUCGGAAUGAGGGGUGUGGUGAUGGUCCCUCCCCAGAGGAAGGGAGCCCUCCUUCCUUCCUCCCCCCUCCGCCAGGAACUUUGGGCUGAAGGAGGCGGAGUUGUCAGAUGUAGCAUCCCUGGGGCGGGGGGGGGGACACGCUGUGCUCGGUCCCAGUGGUAAUAAGUGGGAAGUGGGGGGGAGGAGGAGGAGGAGAGGGAGACGAGGCUGGCAGGUCCUGUCGUCUCCCUCCCCGCCCUGAUUCUGCCUUUAUUUAUUACUCACUCAGUGCCUUAGGGGCGUUUCUGUCCCUGUGUAUGGCUUUUUUUUUUUUUUUUUUUUCCCGGUGGCCAGAGGUUUUAUAUCGUAUUUAUGUGUUUUAUAA
Molecule: messenger RNA, 1343 nt
Organism: Tympanuchus pallidicinctus (lesser prairie-chicken)
Lineage: Eukaryota; Metazoa; Chordata; Aves; Galliformes; Phasianidae
Product: mRNA decay activator protein ZFP36L3-like
Exons: 2
Coding region: 30-989 (319 amino acids)
Molecular function (GO): mRNA binding; metal ion binding
Source: RefSeq, a predicted model, not a curated record